Dermatophagoides pteronyssinus (European house dust mite) is the source of this 926-nucleotide messenger RNA. RefSeq lists its product as uncharacterized. Gene Ontology annotation, molecular function: oxidoreductase activity. NCBI's taxonomy places the organism in Eukaryota, Metazoa, Arthropoda, Arachnida, Sarcoptiformes, Pyroglyphidae. The record is from RefSeq and is a predicted model, not a curated record.
UGUAUAUUUUUUUUUCGCUGACCAUUGGUCAUUUGGUUGGUGAAUGUCAUUCGACAAUGUUGCCCAUACAGGAACGUAUUAAACGUCGACGUAGUUUUAUUUUUGCAAAUGCAAAUCAUUAUGAAUGUGAUAUUUAUCAAGACAAAGAUGAAUUAUAUUGGUCUACACCACCAGAUUGGUUUGAGCCGGGUAAUUUUCAACAAGCACAAAAACUUUUUCGUACAUUUAAAAGCACAUUCAUACUGAGUUACAUUUAUGGUUUAUCAUUAUCAUUUUUCUAUCCAGACGAUUUGAUUCCAUUGAUCAGUACAGGUAAAUCAAAAUCUGUAGCACACCUGUUUCAACGUUAUCUAAAGACAAUUGAUUAUAUUUCGAUAUGGUUUGAAUUGAAUCCAUUCGAUAAACAAAGUAAAGCAUAUAGAACAUUGUCUACAAUACGACAAAUGCAUAGUAAAGUAUCGCAGAAAUUGAAUAAAAAUCAAACAUCCAGAUUAAUAUGGAUGAAUCAAUAUCGAAUGUAUCAUGGACAAUUUCCAUUUGUCGGUUUGUUUGUUAUUUAUCCCGAACAAUUAGGUUUUAAUAUUUUAACACCAGAAGAAAUACAUUGUAUAUUUCAUUUUUGGCGUACAAUUGGUUAUUGUAUUGGUAUUGAUGAUCAAUUUAAUCUUUGUUCAGGUACGGAUCAGGAAAUUAUUGAAAUUUGUCAGCAAAUUUUUCAACAAGAAUUACUACCAACAUUAACAACAUUGCGUCAACAACCAACUAAUGAUGAUGAUAACCCGAAUCUAUCCAUAACCAAUACAGCAAGAUUAAUGUCAAAAGGUUUAUUUCAAGCAUUGGGUAUACUUGAACCAUUCAUCAAUUAUAAUAUAAUGAUGAGAUAUGCAUGUAAAUUUGUUUGGAAAAAAAUUCCCACACCUGCUAUC